GGUCCCGCCACCCGCCCUUCUGUCUCAGCGCAACCGUCCCUCAUUGUCUUAAGCUUCAAGUUAAAUCGGCCGUCUUCUGUCCGUUAUCUUAGGUACAACACCCGGAUCAUCACUACUUGAAGCGUGAGACUAUGUCAUGCGAAGGUCAUCUGCUACCACAGAGCAGUCGAGGCCGCGACGGAUGGGAAGACCCCUCGCUCAUCUCUCCAUCCAUUGGCCACCGACCCAAAGCGGCGCAAAGUCUAUCGUUUGACUGCUCGUGACUGUGCUUCAGGAUCCGGCCAUGGCCAUGAUGUGGGGGCCAGGUGGACACUUUGCGCGUAUAUAUUCAGUCUGAAAGGCCCCAGCUCCCCGUACUCCAACUCUCUCCCGCAGUUUCAGGCUACCUCUGCUAGAAAAGCAAUGUCCCAGCAGGCUGCAAGCACCUCCCGCAUAAACUCCAUCGACCCCUCGCAGCUCGCGCCUAUGCACAAGGUACCGCAGUCGUCCGGCACCGGCGACUUCAAUGUUGUCUUCGUUGGUGCUGGCAACAUCAUGUUCGGCUCAGACGAGGGUCCCUGGAAUCACUCCUUCCGCUUUGAACACAAACUCGGCCCCCGCUUCAAGCUCGUUGCGCUCAUUGAUCCCGCGGUCGAAAACGCAGAGAAGCGGCUACAGCAGAAGCGUGAGACCUUCGUGCGUUCAGCCUAUGAAGAUACCAAGGUCUUCCGCAACCUCGACGAGUUCGUGCAGAAUAUGACGCCCGACAUGGCUCCGCGGGCGAUCGUUGUUGGCUCCCCACCGAUGUUCCGGGGCACAACGAAGACCGGCCGGGACAUCGAGCUGCAGAUCCUGAAAUAUUUUCCUGGUGUCCCACUAUUCAUCGAGAAGCCCGUGGCGACAGGCGCGAGGGAAGAGCUUUCUGAUAUCUUCGAGGUUGCCAGGUCGAUUCAGGCUAGUAGGACCAUCUGCUCGGUUGGGUACAUGCUGCGCUAUCUGCGGGCUACGCAGAUGAUGAAGAAAAUCAUCGAGGAAAAUAACCUGACGGUAAUCGCGACGAUCGCCCGAUUUGCCGCCGCUUACGAGGCCAUCGCCAAGCUUGAUUGGUGGGAUAAGGCGAAGAGUGCCGGACCAAUCAUUGAACAGGCAACGCACUUUUGCGAUCUCUCGCGCUAUUUCGGCGGCGAGGUCGAUAUCUCGACCGUUGUCGCGCAUUCGGUCGAAUGGGAUGACGAGCCCGGGCGGCUGUCGAAGCUACAGAUCGACGAAUCGGUUAUCCCGCCCGAGAAUCGAGUCUCGCGCGCGACGUCUGCCACCUGGAAAUACGUCGGCGGCGCUGUUGGGAGUCUGAACCACCUCACUGCUUUGCAGGGCCACGAUUACAGCUGCGAGCUCGAGAUCUACGCGGACGGCUACCAGCUCAAGCUCGUAAACCCGUACGUCCAGCCAGUUCUGUACAUCCGCCGGCCAGGCAGCGACGCCGAGGAAGUGCACAACUUCGCGGACGACGACCCGUUCUUCUCGGAAGUCUCGGUCUUCGUCGACAACAUCGAGGAUGUCGAAGAUUCGCCAGAGGCGGCGCGGAUUCUCUCGAGCUUCGAAGAUGGUGUGCGGACGUACGAGCUGACGUGGGCCAUCCGCGAGGCCGCAGAGCGCUCGCGGGCAGCGUCGAAGGCGAGGUCCUCGUGAAGACGAGAAGAAUACUCAAACGCAACUGUUCCAUACGUGUAGAGAAGUGAAUAGACCUCGUUCGCUCCGG
Messenger RNA from Phanerochaete carnosa HHB-10118-sp, 1738 nucleotides. RefSeq lists its product as uncharacterized. Gene Ontology annotation, molecular function: nucleotide binding. The record is from RefSeq and is a predicted model, not a curated record. The transcript is spliced from 8 exons. The coding region runs from base 403 to 1668 and encodes 421 amino acids. NCBI's taxonomy places the organism in Eukaryota, Fungi, Basidiomycota, Agaricomycetes, Polyporales, Phanerochaetaceae.